This is a messenger RNA of Anopheles cruzii, 2107 nucleotides long. Its product is annotated as zinc finger protein 34-like. Gene Ontology annotation, molecular function: zinc ion binding. NCBI's taxonomy places the organism in Eukaryota, Metazoa, Arthropoda, Insecta, Diptera, Culicidae. Gene Ontology annotation, cellular component: nucleus. The transcript is spliced from 2 exons. The record is from RefSeq and is a predicted model, not a curated record. Bases 23 to 2107 code for a protein of 694 amino acids.
UGUGUUGUUGUUUACAGUCACGAUGAAUUCGCAACCGGAGGAAGGACCAAUCUCCGGAGAGGCCUCGACAUCAAAGGCCCUUCCUACGCCGUUAGAGAGGGCUUUGCUCCAGCGCUUCUGCCGACUGUGUAUGCGAGAGUUUCCGUUUCUACUGCCGUUCAACUCAUCCUUGAACAGUGUAACCAUAGGCAACAUGCUGGAGCGACUGCUCGGCGGAUUCAAUAUUCAGCAAACGCUCUACCUCCCCAACGCCAUCUGUUCCCGUUGCUUGACGAAGCUGGAUUUUGCUUACCACGCGCAGCGGGACUUUGUACGGAAUGAGCAUCGCUUGCGACACUAUUUGCAGCAGGGCGAGGUAGUGCAAAAAUUGUUUGAAUUUCAGAACCACUGCACGGCCGAGCAAGAAAGUUACGCGGAGGUGCUUCUGAAAGCGCAUGGCGCCGGAUUGUUGAGCGAGCGGGUUAGAGUCACAGCCGAGCAUGAAGUACCGGGACUGGAGGACGCAGAAUUGAAGGCGGAAGAACUUUCCAAAGCUGUGCUACCACCGAGUGAAUGGGCUGUGGUGGCGUGCGACUGCAGUGCCAAGCCGAAAGCGGCCAGUCAUGGCUUUCCUCGGUCGACGGAUUUGCGUCCACCGAAGCGUACACUGCGCAACAGGCAGCUUUUGCGCCAAGCAAUCACAGCCAGUAGCUCUCCAUCUGGUGCCAACGGUUUGCCAGUUGAUAUGACUCGAUGCUACAUUUGCAACACGCCAACGGAAAGUGAGACCGCGCUCCGGGACCACAUUGCACUGCACGUGGAAAUGUUGCCCCAUAGCUGCCCCGAGUGUAGCCUCGAGUCGCCAGUUAAACCCAUCACUUCGGUGGUAAUGCUGCUCCGUCACUACCGGAUGCACUCGUAUCCCCUCAAGUGUCCGCAGUGUCCUCAGCGCUUCACACGGUACGCCAACGUUUACGCGCACGUUCGGUACCGCCACGAAAUGUUCGACAAUCCCGAGGGCUACACGUGCGAAAUAUGUGGACUAACGAUUAAGUACCGGCCCACAUUUACUUUCCACAUGCGCAACCAUCACCACGAGUCGGCCGGCACUUUUCGUUGUACCUUUUGCGAACGCACUUUCGGCACUCGCGCACGUCUCGAACGCCACGAGCGCUCCCACACGGGAGAACGUCCAUUUGCGUGUCGCUCGUGUCCAAAAACGUUCGCCCACGCAAGCCAACUAGCGGCACACAGAUCGAGGCAUAUCAACGAACGUGGCCACCAGUGCGGAGUGUGCGGAAAGGCAUUCUUCAGCAAAGCAAUACUGCGCCAACAUCAGCUAACUCAUGAGCGGACGGCGGGAAUCGUACAGCAGCCAGCAGCGGAGGACCACACUGCGGCUGCUGGUAAAACGAAAAUCCGGCCUUGUACCUUUCCCGGUUGUCAGCAUGUGGCGGCCACUUACCAGACGUAUUAUACGCACCGCUUAAGGCACGAAAUGGCUCACUGGUGCGACGAGUGCGGGCGGCGAUUCGCACGUCAAACGGAAUUGCAGCGCCAUCGAAGGAUCUACCACACGACGGACCAUCCUUAUCGGUGCGAGCCAUGCAAUAAGAUAUUCCUGAGUCGCCAAAGCUACCGGGAACACAUGGAUUCGCACGCCAACGUACGACGGUUCGAGUGUGAAAUUUGUGAUAAGAAGUUCGUGCGACGGCGAAACCUGAUCAACCAUCGGAUGUCCCACACAAACCUACGCCCCUUCAAGUGUGCGCUUUGUGAAAAUACGUUCAAGUACAAAAGUGACUAUAAUCGGCACCGGAAGGAGAAACAUAGCCUGCCCGAACGACCGGGUGCCAAAGGAGAGCCAGCGAUUGAUGCGGGAGGCGUGGACGGGAUUGUACUGAUGAUGAACAACUCGAUGGUUGAGGAAGCGUCGUUGGAAGAGGAGGUUGAAGAGCGAGUACUAGUGGAAGAAGAUAUCGUACUGGACACAACGUACGGGGAAGAGAUUGUUACGAAAUAUGAAACAAUCGAAACGGUAGAGGAAUCGGUUGUAAUUGGUCGGUCUCUAGUAGGCGAAGUCAUCAAGCAUAAUCAGGACGAGUAUGUUGUUGAAUAUUUAGACUAG